Nicotiana tabacum (common tobacco) is the source of this 652-nucleotide messenger RNA. The record is from RefSeq and is a predicted model, not a curated record. NCBI's taxonomy places the organism in Eukaryota, Viridiplantae, Streptophyta, Magnoliopsida, Solanales, Solanaceae.
GAAGUUCUCAGAAUUAGAAAUGAGCAUCCUGGUGAUGCUUCUGUAAUGAAAAAUGAUAGAGUGAAAGGUUCCCUAAAAGUCACUCGAGCUUUCGGGGCAGGCUAUCUCAAAGAGCCCAAAUGGAACAAUGCAGUACUAGAGAUGUUCAGAAUUGACUAUAUUGGAAAUUCCCCUUACAUCAACUGUUUACCAUCACUUUACCACCAUAAGCUUGGCCCUAGAGAUAGAUUUUUGAUCUUAUCUUCUGAUGGACUUUACCAAUAUUUCACCAAUGAAGAAGCAGUCUCUGAAGUUGAAAACUUCAUGUCUAUAUUCCCUGAGGGAGAUCCAUCUCAACAUCUUGUUGAACAAGUGUUAUUCAGAGCUGCUAAGAAAGCUGGCAUGAAUUUCCAUGAGUUACUUGACAUACCACCUGGAGAUCGUCGACAAUACCAUGAUGAUGUCUCAAUUAUCAUUGUUUCCUUCCAAGGGAAGAUAUGGCGAUCAUGUGUCUAAAUCAGCUAUACUAAGAGAAAUUUUGAACUUUUACCCUCCGAAAAGAAAGGAAAUACAGUACUAUAUAGGAAAGAUCAAUAUUUUUUGCUGUUAACAUUUGUUAUCCCAUUAUGGCUCUUUUGCAUAACAUUGAGGCUAAGACUUCUUAUUACUAAUU